AGAAGCAUGGACAGCAAGAUCAGCUUUGGAAUCGGUGUAUUUAUCACAUCUUUGGUACUGACCGCUGGGACCGCUGAACGGUGUACUACAUCCACCGGUAGGGCUGGCCGAUGCGUUCAAUCGGAUGCUUGCCCACGGUUUAAGCAAAUAUUGGACGACCCCAACGUUACGCUGCAACAGUACAACACUCUGCUAGCUGCAUUGAACGCGUGUGAGGAUAAGGCCGAGCUGUGUUGUGUUCUUUCAGACAUCCUGCCAUCGGUCCUAUCAACUUCUAUCACCACCACCACCACCACCACCAUCGCCACUACUAUCGUCAGUGCCACAACACGUUGUGUCCAGGAACAACUGACCGGUGGCCACAGCAUCACGUUCGCCGACGAAACAUCCUUCGGUGUGUUCAUCGCGAUCAGCGGUCAUUUUGGGCACGGAACUAGGCGAUGCGUCGGAAGUUUGAUUAGUGCUGAGUAUGUGCUAACCGCGGCCCACUGCGUAAGGAAUGCGCCGAACAUUAGUGUGUUUGUCAAUGCUAACAACAUAACGUCCAGUGAGAAGGGCCAGUACAAAGGCGACGUUGUGGGAAUGCGUGUGCGAGAGAUCAUUCUCCACGAGCAGUACACUAUCAGCAAGCGAGGGUACGAUAUAGCACUAUUACGGCUCAAUACGCCCAUCCGCACGAAUUUGCGGGGAUCACCGAGACCCAUCUGCAUUCCAAGUGGCGAACAGCACGACGAGAUUGCCUCGGUUGGCCACACGCUGAGCUCCUUCGGUUGGGGUUUGAAUGCUGACGGUGUGAUCAGUAACAGGAAGCAGUGGGUAACACUGGAACGCAUCUCGCUGGACCGAUGCAGGGCCUCCCUUGGUUAUGCGCUACCCGGGCUGAAUAUUACGCUCAAUGAACUGUUCCUCUGCACUGCCAGCAUCACCGGUCACGAUGUGUUUUCAGGCUACUCCGGUGCUCCCUUGAUGUACCGCCAAAAUGGGAUCUGGUUUAUGGUGGGCAUCGUGAGCUUCGGCAUCGGGACGACUUCUAACGAGUUCCCGACCGUCUCGACCAACGUGCAGCAGUACGUUGGUUGGAUUCUGCAGCAGAUAAGCCAACGAUUACUUCAACGUCGGUGUCAUUCAGACUCGCGUACAAUGUGUAGAUCAGCCGGAACCAGUAUGGCCAUCGCGAGCAUUCUGCUAUUUUGGUGCAGUUUCGUGUGUGUUGCAGCGAAUAGGGAAUGUAUCGCAUCCAAUGGUAAAAAAGGACACUGUGUAGCUAUAGCAGCUUGUCCAGAGAUUGCAGCAGUGGCCGAUCAGGAUACGUUAGUGCCGGAACAGGAGCGAUUGCUCAACUCCGUCAUGAAGGCCUGCGGCAGCAACGCGGCAGACCCUAAGGCGACUGUUUGCUGUCCAGUGAUGUCUGUGACUCCAUCCCCUACCAGCGAAAUACCGACCAUGACGGAAAAAAUAGGAGCUGGUACCAUUCGAAUACACCUUCCAAUGUGGUGUGGUCAGCGUUCCCCAGGGAUCAAAAUCAUAUCUAACACCACAGAUGAAGAUUACAUAUACAUGUGGGCAGUGUUUUUGAAAAUUCAGGAGGCCCCUAGCAGGAAUGCUAGUCGCUGUACCGGUACGCUUAUCAACAAGUGGUACGUUCUAACGGCGGCACACUGUGUGCAUAAACUGAGAUUACAGAGAGGAUACAGCAGCAUCAAGAUGUAUCUCGGUUUAUACGAUUUGGAACAGCUAAAGACGUGUUUAGAAGACGGUCCGUGUGUAGAGCGUAGCGCCGUUAAGAUUAUAACUCACCCACAAUACAAUCCGCAUACGGUGCUAAACGACAUAGCGCUCAUACGCAUGAAUCAAGCCGUGGAAGAGACGGACUUUAUUCAACCAAUCUGCCUUCCGUUGAAUCAUACCUACGAUGAAAGACUGCAACCGCAGGUCAUCUCCUACGGCUGGGGUAUAACAAAAAUAGACGGAUCUUUGGAGCUAAGUAACGUUAAGCGUGUCGUAGGUUUGGACGCUGUAGCGCCCAAUGUUUGUGCUAGAGAACUACGAGGGGUGAUUAGAAGUGGUUCGCUAGAGCCCACGCAGCUCUGCACUAAAGGUGUGGGAGACGAGGAUGUUUGCAGUGGCGAUUCUGGGGCACCAAUGAUGGAGUGGAACAAUGAGCUUUGCUACGUGGUCGGUGUUGUUAGCUAUGGACCGAAAUGCGGCACUGCAGCAGCGCCUGGUAUUUCAACAAGAAUCUCAGAGUACAUCGAUUGGAUUCUCAACAAUCUGGCGAAGUAAAAGUUGGGCAUGAAACAGAUUAACUGGUGGCUGCACAGCAUCCUGUGAAACAAUGGUAAGAUGAGCACCAUAGCUCACAUACAGGGUGGGCCAUCUAAACAUGACCUAAUUAAUUGCUGUAUAAUUCCGCCAUUUAUCGGUCGAUUUUGCAAAAUGAACAAUAUUUAUUUAGGUUAUGCAAUACCCUUUCAUGCACAAUAUAAUAUCGAUCCAAUGACCGCCUCACUCAGACGCACAAAAGGUGGCUUUUUUGUAGGCAUUAGAUAGCAUGCAUGUAAUAGCAAUAAUUAGCGCUCUGAUAAUAGCUCUUAGUUUAUCAAUAGUAUUUGCUUUGCUGGCAUACACCUUACUCUUCGAAUAGCAACACAGAAGUAAAUCAGGCGCCCACAGUUCUUAUUCAAAUUGUCAGUUUUCACAAAUGAACGAUUUUUUUCGACGUACAGCGCUACAAUUUCAGCCCGCUUGUUUGGUGUGAAUAGAUUUAUUACUAAAACGGCAUAAACUAACGUUUCAGAAUCUAGCCGAUUUGAUUAAAUCGGCCGAAAAAUGACAGAGUUAUUCAACAUUUAAAUAGGUUUAGAUGGCACACCCUACGACCACGUUCUUCAGCUGCAGCAGGAUUUAACGCAUUUUGCCAUUUUUACCAUUAGAAUUAGAAACAACCAUAGUGUUAGGAUAGAAUCUCCAAAUAGGUUGGGCAUAUUAGAACAUAUAAGUCGUGAUAUAAAAUUAAUAAGAGAAAUAAAAUGAAUAAGCCAUCAAGCUCCAAC
This is a messenger RNA of Anopheles darlingi, 3053 nucleotides long. RefSeq lists its product as uncharacterized. Lineage: Eukaryota; Metazoa; Arthropoda; Insecta; Diptera; Culicidae. The coding region runs from base 7 to 2283 and encodes 758 amino acids. The transcript is spliced from 8 exons. Gene Ontology annotation, molecular function: oxidoreductase activity, acting on paired donors, with incorporation or reduction of molecular oxygen; serine-type endopeptidase activity; iron ion binding. Gene Ontology annotation, biological process: proteolysis. The record is from RefSeq and is a predicted model, not a curated record.